Molecule: messenger RNA, 2101 nt
Organism: Ciona intestinalis (vase tunicate)
Lineage: Eukaryota; Metazoa; Chordata; Ascidiacea; Phlebobranchia; Cionidae
Source: RefSeq, a predicted model, not a curated record
UUUCUAAAAGCGUUGUAAAGAAAAGACGAAUAUAUUCUAAUAAAUUUAGGUACGAGUUAUGCAUAUAUAAGGUUAUAACUAUACUUAGAGCUGAUAUAUAUAUGUAUAUAUAAACUUAAGAUGAGUUGUAAUUCGCAAACAGAGGUUACACUUUCUUUUACGCCCCUUGGGUUUAUGGACACAAAAAAGUACAACAAGAAAAUCGCUAUAGUUGUUGUAAAAGACCACGGAUCAGCUGGUUGCAGCACUAAAUUAGACUUUUUAAAGGAACUAUGGAAACAUGCAUGUUACAGAACUAUCGUGAAUCUGGACACGAAACCUUCAAGCUGCAACUGGCUUAAAAAGUUAGAAACCGGAAGUUUUUUAUACUUCAAUGAUGGAAAAUUUGAUUCUUUAUCUAUAGAAGCUAACAGUACCAUGUUAAGUGCGCAAAAAACGGAUACAGAGGGUAUUACAAAUUUAAACCUCUGUCUAGACCACAUUGUUUCUGUAAUAAAUAUGAAAAAAUGCGCUGCAACUGAAAUACUGAUUGUGUCUACUGGAGUUAGGACAACUACAGAUGUAAUUGAGUAUCUACGUAUAAUGUACUCUGCUCAAAAUGCCGCAAAAAUUGCUUUGCCAAUUUCUGUUGUUGUAAGCGAGUCUUUUAUUUCUGUUUUACCGAAAGGUUCUUCUAACCUGGCAGUGGGCACAGGUUUUGAGGGAAAAUGGUGCGGCCUUCUGCCUUUUGGUGGAGAAAUAGUAGCCACAACUAAAGGUUUAAAAUGGAAUUUAACUGAGAAUAUAUUACAAUACAACCAGCUUAUCAGUACUUCAAAUGAACUAGAUGGUUCUGGGAUUGUAUUAAUUAAAAGUAAUCUACCUGUUGUUUGGACUCAAGGAAUUAAAUUUUAACAGCAAAAACUCAAAUUGUUAAUACAUGUAUAAUAUACAAAGUUAUAUUUCAUACGGAUAAUAAUGUUUAACACCGUUUUGCAUAUAUUUCUACUAGCAUAUAUUUAUUAUGACUUAACACAUUAAGAUUAUGUAUAGCCUGUGCAUUAAUUUUUUUCCUAAAUUGCAAUGAUUUUUGAAAAACUUUGGCACUGUUUUUAAUCAGGUAUAUGGGAUUUUGGAAUAUGUUAAAAUUAUACAUGCGUUUUUAGUACAAAUUUACAAACAUUUCAGUAUGUUUUAGUAUAAAUUGACACUUAAGUUCCAAUUUAUUGAAAUAUUGCUGUUAAUGUCCAUACCUGACUUGAAUGUUGUAUGGUAUAUUCUGUUAAUCUGUUACCAUGGUUUUUAUUUUCCUAGGUUAUUUUACUGCACUUGCGGCAAUUUUAUUCCGAUAUUUGCUAAAGGCAGAUCAUUGUAUUUUUAAUGAACUUUAGUUUUAUUGCGUGUAUAUUUAGAUAAAUACAAUCCACUAUGCAAGGAUUAUUUUGUGGUUAUAAUCCUAAACAGCUAAAUUGUUUAUUGAUGCGACAUUUAUAUACAAGGUAUAGCUUUAUGUAGUAUGAUAUAUUCAGAAUAAUGAUGUACAGUCCGUUAUUUAAACCAUAACGUGUGCAAUUUUGUGUAUUGCUACUGUUUGGCGUUUUUCCAUUUGAGUAUGUACUAACUGUCACUUUGUUGGUGUUUAUAUAUAAUCUGUUUUAUAACAGUAUUUAAAUUUUGUUUUAUAACAGUCUAUUUUUAUUUUUUUGUAAAAAUUACUGUUUAUGAAUUACUUUGAUGUACUGUUUCACUAAAUAAAUCCCAAAUCCCCCACUUCGUAAAGGCAGUUAGUCAAACACUAAUAUGGUCAGUGGCGCAGCCAGGGGGUUUCGGGGGUCGUAACCCCCCCUUUUAAACCAAAAAAAAUUAAUUUUUUUGAUUAAACUUUUUUUUUUUUUUGGCUGCGCCACUGAAUAUGGUAUUUUAGUAUCUAAAACUUUUAAACUUAAUAUUAGUUUACAUUGAACUAAAUUAAUUCUUAUUUUCGAUAAACCAGAUUUUAGAUAAACUAAUUAAUUUCAGUAAAUGUUUGUCUAAAAUUUUACCGCUUUCACACGAAACUACCGUUUUUAAACACGCAUUUGAAUUAUAUAAAACACAAACGUAUAUAACUUAAUCAUUUUAG